AUGGGAGGAAGUCUCGCUGGGCUUGGCUUUGCAAUGCAAAAGUCAUUCGGCCGGCCAAGGAAACACCAGGAAGAAACCAUCGGUUUCUCGGCCUUUUCACUACUCCUCCUCCCUCGGGUUGUCUCGCGCGGUGUCCGCGCCUUAGGCUACCUUACGUCUCGUCGCGCCAGGCUCGACAGGGAGCUGGCGUGGCACGACACGUCUCGUGGUUUUAGCUUCCGGUGGCAUGUUUCCUAG
This is a messenger RNA of Colletotrichum orchidophilum, 237 nucleotides long. RefSeq lists its product as uncharacterized. The transcript is spliced from 2 exons. Bases 1 to 237 code for a protein of 78 amino acids. The record is from RefSeq and is a predicted model, not a curated record. NCBI's taxonomy places the organism in Eukaryota, Fungi, Ascomycota, Sordariomycetes, Glomerellales, Glomerellaceae.